CUUUCAGAUUCUACAUAUAAAUGAAACCAUACAGUAUUUGUCUUUCUCUAACUUAUUUUGCUUAGCUUAAUACCCUCAAGGUCUAUCUGUGUUGUCAUGAAUGGUAGGAUUUCUUUUUUUUUUUUUUAAUGGCCAAAUAAUAUUCGCUUGUACGUAUAUGCUGCAGCUUCUUUAUCCAUUCGUCCAUCAGUGGACACUUAGGUUGUUUCCAUGUCUUGGCUGUUGUAAAUAAUGCUACAGUGAACAUGGGGUGCCGAUAACUUUUCGAGUUAGAGUUUUCAUUUCCUUUGGAUAUAUUGCCCAAAGUGAAAUUGCUGGUCAUAUGGUGGUUCUAUUUUUAAUUUUUUGAGGAACUUCCAUAUUGCUUUCCUUAGGGGUUGUACCAAUUUACAUCCCCACCGACAGUGCACAGGGGUUCCAUUUUCUCUACACCCUUGCCAGCAUGUGUUAUCUCUUGUCUUUUUCGAUGGUGGACAUUUGGACAGAUGUGAGGUGAUAUCCCAUUGUGGUUUUAAUGUGCGUUUCCCUGAUGACUAGUGAUGUUGAGCAUCUUUUCAUGGACCUGUUGGCCUUUUGUAUAUCUAGAGAAAUGUCUCUUAGGUCCUUUGCCCAUUUUUAAAUUGGAUUAUUAUUAUUAUUUUUUUUGCUGUUGAAUUAUAGGAGUUCUUUAUAUGUCUUGGAUAUUAACCCCUUAUCAGACGUAUGUUUUGCAGAUAUUUUUUUCCCAUUCUGUAGGUUGUCUUUUCACUUUGUUGGUGUUGUUUUUUUUUUUUUCUGUUUUGAAGGUUUUUAGUUUGAUGUCAUCCCACUUGUUUGUUUUUGAUUUUGUUGCUUGUGCUUUAUGUAUCCUCACUAAAAAAUCAUUACCAACACCCGUGUCAAGGAGCUUUAUUCCUAUCCUAUGUAUGUUUUCUCCUAGAAGAUUCAUGGUUUUAAGUCUUGCUUUUAAGUCUAAUCCAUUUUGAGUCAAUUUUUGUGGUUGGUAUAAGAUACAGGUCUGGUUUCCUUGUUUUAUGUAUGAAUAUCCACUUUUCUUAGCACCAUUUAUUGAAAAUACUGUCUUUUUUUCUAUUCUUCAGUAUUCUUGGUUCUCUGGUCAAAUACUAGUUGAGUGUACAUCCUUGGGUUUAUUUCUAGGCUCUUGAUUCUGUUCCAUUGGCCUAUUCGUCUGUUUUUAUGCUGGUGCCACACUGUUUUGAUGACUAUAGCUUUAUAAUACAGCUCGAAAACAGGAAGUUGGUGGCUCCUGCUUUGUUCUUGUUUCUCAGGAUUUCUUUGGCUAUUUGGGGUCUUUUGUGGUUCCGUGGAAAAUUUGGGAGUGUUUUUACUACUUCUAUUAAAAAUGUCAUUAGAAUCUUGAUAGGGAUUGCGUUGAAUCUGUGGAAUGUUUUUGGUAGUAAAGUGGGUGUUUUAACAUCAAUUCUUUCGCAUCAACAAACACAGGAUACCUUUCCAUUUAUUUGUGUCUCCUUGGAUUUCUUUCGUCAAUGUCUUGUCAUUUUUCAGAAUGGAGGUUUUUCACUGCCUGAGUUCAAUUUAUUCCUUAGCAUAAAUUUUAUUUUAUGCCAUAGUUAAUACUUACUCCUAAGUGCUUUAUUGUUUUUGAUGCUAUUAUAAAUGGGAUUGAUUUCUUCCUUUUUUAGAAAAUUUGUUGUGAGUUUACCGAAAUGCUUCUGAGUUCUGUCUGUUAAUUUUGUAUCCUGGAACUUUACUGAAUUCAGAUCUAGUAGUGUUUUGGUGGAGUCUUUAGCUUUUCUAUAUGUAAACUCAUGUCAUGUGCAAAUGGAGACUGUUUGAUUUUGAUUUUCUCCUAUCCGGUGCUGAUAGACUUUCUUCCAGUAAAUGUUUUCAAGCUUUUGUGGCACUCGGUUUGGGCCAUGCAGUGCCAGGUGUUCUGGGCCUGGGUUUGCCAUCAGUUAUACGGAUGGGGCGUUUUCAUUAAAAUUUCCAUUAACUGUUUUUUUUUUUUUUCUUCAUUUUAAGCCGGUGAGCAAUUUAUAGAUUCAUUAACUUUUUACUACACUUGUGAAGCCAGGAAGAGGGGAAUAAAGGAAAUGAAAUAUUUGGUCCUCAACGUUUCACUAAAAGAUGGUGGCCCUUAAAUACGGAGGACAAAAAAAGCUAGGUAAUUAAGGCCAGUCUGAAGAAGUGUUAGGAAGUGCUGUAUCUUCCAGAAGGAUCCAGAACUGGAAUCUCCUGGUGGGGAGGAACACCUCUUUCAGCCCUCCCACCCCCACCCCCAGUAGCUCAUCCAUCUUUUCCUUAUAACUGCUGAUUAUUUUUUCACCAGGUGGCUGUUCACCCUCUUAUGGCAUGCCUCCCCAUGGGAGCCCACCACUUCUGGGCAAACUCUGGCUGUGAACAUACUUCCUAUAUGGUGGUGUGGUCUGACUCCUUACAGCUCUCUCAUUUUAUUUCCUUUUGGCAGAGUUAGGUGCGGCAGGAUGGCUGAGUGUGUGGGCUUUGGGGCUACAAAAGCUUGAUUUCAAAUACCGGCCCUGUUGCUUAAACGAGCUGUGUGAUUUUGGUCAAGUCACUUCCCCUCUCUGGGCCUCAGUGUCUUGAUGUAUAAAAUCGCAGUAGUAUCAGGAACUCUCUGGGAAAGACCCAGAAAAAUGGCAACAGUAUUCUUCACUGCACAGUUAAGUGGUGAGGAGAAAACAGGUUGGUUUACUAAUGAUCCGUGGCCUACACGCACAUUUCAGACCGUGCCAUGCAGUGGGACUGCUCCUCUGAACAUUCUCACUUGGAUCCCUUCCCUAGCCUAGCAAAUCACUGCCCUUCUCAGGGCUUCAGUUUCCCCAGCUGUAAAGUAGAUGAAUAAUUCCCAGUUAAUGAGGAUGUUGGAGGAGUUCAAACAUACUUAACAAGCCUUUUAGAGUGGCUGGCACAUAAUAGUAUCUCAGUACACAGCAGCAGUCGUGGGGGUGUUGUGGUUGCAGCUCUGUACAGUGUAAAAACCUCAGUCUCAGGGUCUGCUCUACGAAAGAGGCAGUAGGCUGAGCAGCUUCACGGGGAGCUUGGACUUCCCAGGGGAUGGGUGUGUACCUGGGUUUAGCCACCAUGUCUAUGCAAGUGAUCUCAUCCUCGAGGACAGACUGUAAACGAUGUCUUCGCAGAGUCACACAUCUUCAUUCUGGGGAAGGAUAGCAUCCCACCUUUUCCCAGUACCUUCCUUCAUAGAUGUGCGGCAUGUGUCAAGUACGAUGAGUUUUUCCUCAAAAGCAGUGAUGAUAGAAAGCUAAGCAGAAAGGAGGAAACCUUUUGGAGCCACGCGAAGCAGGUGCCUUGGGAAGUACCAUAUAUGUAUGUCAUGUUAGCGUAUGUGAAGUUAUACAGAGAGUUUCGGUUCUAUUCUUGGCAUUUCGCUUCAGUACCUAAGUAUCUUUCUUACAGCUCUCCAUCGUUCAUGAACAUCUGUUCUGAUGGCUUUGUAAAUAGUUACCUUUUCACAUUGUAUGUAUAGAGCGUUUCCCGGGUUUUAUUAUAAAUAGUGCAGUGGACCUCUUUGGGCAUGAAUUCUCUUCCUUCUUUUGUAUGAUAUUCAUAGAAUCUGUUCCCCAAAGCAGAUUACUGGGUCAAAGGAUAUGAGAGUUGGCAACACAGUUAGACAAAGGCAGCAGCGGAUGUGACAGCUGAGGGCACACGGCUGCUUUGGAGAUUCUUGUAGAAGAACCCCAUUUGGGAGAGUUGACAUGCACAGUGCUGCCUUCGCAUCUUCUGUCUUAGCCGAGGCUUGUAGCUGCUGCUUGUUUUGUUUGCCCAAAGACUCUGGGCCGAGUCAUGAGCUGGAAGCUGGAAUACUGAUCUGUGUGUGCCUCGCCUAAAAUACACAUUCAGCCCCAUGAUUGUGAAACCCCACGCCGGACCCAACAAAGGAGUGAUAAGACCAACACUCAUGAAAGGGGCUUGUUGAUUGUAUUCAGACACAUGUGACCUUGCACCUGUUCCUUCCACCCCGACCUUUCUUUUCCCUCCGUAUAUCAGGACUUACUUCUGGCUCAAAAGACUGUGCAGUGAUGAGAAAGUACUGUGUGUUAUGUACUGCAGAUGUUCUCUAUGAAGUCAGGAAGGGAGAGUCUAGCCUAAUUCUGAAUAAAAUGGUGGUGGUUGUCUGGUAUAGGGGAGGUCAGUGCUUUGGGUAGACUUCUGAGAAUUGUGCGAUAUCUUUACAUGUCUCCACUUAACUGAUAAGUCAUUUGACUUUCUAGAAUUUCUCUGUUUUAACUAAAUAUAGGCAUUUUCCAUAUUCCAUUUUCCAUAUAUCCAUAUUUGGCUGUGAGGUUUGCUAACUGUUGGUACUCUGGUGCAUCGACUUUUUGAGAUGACUUUUGUGGUGAUGGAGAAAUGACAGUGACCAUGAAGGCAGUGGCAGCUGUUACUUACAGAGCAUUUACUGUGCCAGGCACUGUUCUAAGUGCCUUACAUUUAUUACCUCUUUUUACCACUUCAUGAUUUCAUUAAAUCAAUUCAUUUCAGGAAAGAGAAGCCAGACAUGGAAUCUUGGAAAGGGAGAUAAGAGCCAGGAGGGGGAAGAAACUUACUAUUUGUCUUAGAAGAAGUCACGGGGUUGACUUCUGACCCUGCCAGCAACUACUGACUUUGGGCAAAGUCCCUUCACCUCUGCCCCCUCUCCUCUGAAAUGGAAAUCAUGACUCCUGCAUUGUAAAGAAUUAAAUGAAGUAAUGGAUGUAAAAAUCCUGUUGAUCACUAAACAGAUGUGAGGCAUUGAUAGGAUGUGUUAUUCCUACCUCACCCCAGACUCAGGCUUCUGGGAACCUGAGCCAUUUUCCCCAUUAAGGAUGCUGCAUAGAUGUUUUCUCUGUGCUGGGCCGUGUGCUGGGCGCUAGGGAAUCCAGAGGCAUGGCUCCUACCCGAAGAAGAUGUAUGCUCCAGCCUGGAAGACAGGUCAUAAAAAGAUGACUGAGUGUACCAGCUGGUUGAUCAAUACCAUUUGAAUGGCCCAGGCAAUAAGUGCUUUAAGAAAACAGGGGAGGGAGAUUAGUCCUGUGGCUUGGGGGAGGCGGGAAUGGAGCCAUCAAUGAAAGGGAAGGGCCCUUUCUUCCUUUGCAGAAUGUACUUUGAAAGCAAGCCUUUGGCCACAGCCAGGACAAAGAGGUUCGUAAGGCUGAGUCUGUGCCCUGUGGAACAGGGGCACUCCUGUCUUUCGUGAUAUGGUUAAGAAAGCAACACCAUGAAGUUCCAGUGUGGAUUUCGAAUAGAGGCCCUGAAGGUGGAAAGUUCUGGUGCCCUAGGAGCAUUUGCAUCUCAGCCCUCCAGCUGGCCUCAGACUUCGGUACCACAGAGCCUCCACUCCUGACCCCCGUGAGCAUUGUUCCAGAUCUGGUCAGGAGAUGCUUCUGGAGUGUCUCCUGGUUGCUUGGGUCUUCUGAGUGAUGGGUUGGGAAAAACUAGCCUUCACAUCAUAAAUUUGCUGUCCAUCGUAGAUCCUGAGCAAAGACUGGAAGUAAAAAUAUGCCGGAAGGCCACCCAAACAUCCCACGCGUUGGGAGUCUGGGACUGGGUGGCUGGACGUCCAUUUCUCAGACUUUCAGGGUCCCUUCAGGUCUGAGUUGUGACUCUGCUGCCUAGUGCAGAAGAUGACACAACUCAAGGGAAGACAGUCCUUGCCCUGAGGAAGUUACAGUCCAUAUGGGAAGCUAGACGCAGGGACAGACCCCUUGCUGAGCUGUGUGUCCUCCACGAGCAUCCUGAUCUGAGCUGCUCAGCUGUUGGGUUGACCCGGACUCCAUCCUUUCCUUGCCCCUGCUGUGCUCUGAAUUAUAAGGAGCUGCAUUUCCCAGGUGCCCUCGCCCUCCAGACCUCAAGUAGUUGAGCCAGAAUGAUGCCCAGCAAGGAGAUUGGAAGGUGGGAAGAAGGGCCAAGCCCAGGCUGUUUCUCCCCACUCGCUCUUGCCUCUUGCAGUGCCUUCUGUGUAGCUACCUCUGGGAUCCACUCCCAUUGGGCGGCCCUUGCUGAACAGCCCCGACUUCUGUAACACCAUCUCUUCCCUUUCUCUCUCCAUGCUACUCCUUGGUUGCCUUCCUGUCCCCUGUUUGACUUUUCAGCCCAUUCAUCACCUGUGUCAAAUCUCUAUAUUAAAUUGUCUCCAUUUUAAAUACCUAGAUGGCCUUCUCUUUUUCUGGGUCAGACCCUGUAGGACCUACCUUACCACCCAGAUCAGGUCCCUUAGAGUAUUUGACUGUUUCCACUCUGAAUAAUCCCAUGGAAGCCAUUGUAAGAUCAUGGCUGUGCUGAUGAAUUUAGGGGACCAGAUUUCUUUUCCCCUUGCAAAGAAAACAGAAUUAUAGAAUAAUUUCAGAAUAAUCUGGCUGUGUAGAUUUCUCAGUAGGCACCCACUGGGAUGUGAGGAAUUACAAUCUUUCUUUUCUUCAUGGGCCUUUCAUUUGGUCGGAAAAUGCAUGAGCUCCUUCCUUUCCAACUAUGUGAGGGACUAUUUGGAUUUUUGAAAAAUUCAUGCAGUCAUUCUCCCCCUCCCCCUAUUUGCCUGGGCUGUUGAUCUUGUGAUAUAUUUAUAGAGAUUGUGGUUGGCUGACCAGGAGUUAUUUUGCAAUAGGAAUUUGUAAGAUUUCUACUUCGAGCAUGUGUUCCAGACUUCUCUUUCUUUAAAAAGAGAAAAGUCUUUCUUGGAGCAUCCACUUUGCCCUCCUAUAAUUAUUUUUGUUUCACAACCAAAGCUGACGGAGCCAGUGCAGCUGGAAGGAAAAGCACGGCGAGCAGGGAGCGCUUGAAGCGCAGCCAGAAGAGCACCAAGGUGGAGGGGCCCGAGCCCGCGCCGGCCGAGGCCUCCCUGAGUGCCGAGCAGGGAACGAUGACGGAGGUGAAGGUGAAGACAGAGCUACCUGAUGACUACAUCCAGGAGGUGAUCUGGCAGGGGGAGGCCAAGGAGGAGAAGAAGGUGGUCAGCAAGGACGGGCCAGGCGACGUGCCCGCCGAGAUCUGCGUGGUGAUCGGUGGCGUUCGUAACCAGCAGACCCUCGAUGGAAAAGCGCCCGAAGGCAGCCCCCACGGUGGAUCUGUGCGAAGCCGCUAUUCAGGGACCUGGAUUUUUGACCAAGCGUUGAGAUAUGCAUCUGGAUCCUAUGAGUGUGGAAUCUGUGGCAAGAAGUACAAAUAUUAUAACUGUUUCCAGACCCACGUACGGGCACACCGAGACACUGAAGCCACCUCAGGGGAGGGAGCCUCCCAAGGCAACAAUUUCAGGUACACAUGUGACAUCUGUGGGAAGAAGUACAAAUACUACAGCUGCUUCCAAGAGCACCGGGACCUGCACGCGGUGGAUGUAUUUAGUGUGGAAGGGGCCCCUGAGAAUCGGGCAGACCCCUUCGACCAAGGUGUCGUGGCCACUGACGAAGUGAAGGAGGAACCCCCGGAACCGUUCCAGAAAAUCGGGCCAAUGAACAAUAUUACAUCAGAAAUUUUUAAGAAGAAAGAAGUUAGGCAGUGCCCAAAGAGAGAAACUGGCAAUUACACCUGUGAAUUCUGCGGAAAGCAGUACAAGUACUACACGCCCUACCAGGAGCACGUGGCCUUACACGCCCCCAUCAGUACCGCCCCUGGGUGGGAGCCACCGGACGAUCCAGACACGGGCUCUGAGUGUUCACAUCCGGAGGUCUCCCCAUCUCCACGCUUCGUGGCAGCGAAGACCCAGACGAACCAGUCGGGGAAAAAAGCUCCGGCCUCCGUGGUCCGAUGCGCCACCCUCUUACACCGCACCCCUCCAGCCACCCAAACCCAGACGUUCCGCACUCCAAAUUCGGGAUCUCCGGCAAGCAAGGCAACUGCAGCAGAAAGCGCUUUCAGUCGGAGAGUAGAAGGCAAAGCACAAAACCACUUCGAAGAGACAAAUAGCAGUUCCCAAAACUCCAGCGAAACUGCAAGUCCCCUGAUUUCCAAUCCUUUCCCUCUCCUACAGAAGCCCUACACCUGUGGCGCCUGUGGGAUCCAGUUCCAGUUCUACAACAACCUGCUGGAGCACAUGCAGUCCCACGCAGCGGACAACGAGAACAACAUCGCCUCCAACCAGUCUCGAUCGCCACCUGCUGUUGUGGAAGAGAAGUGGAAACCGCAGGCCCAGAGGAACAGCGCCAACAACACCGUGACCAGCGGUUUAACACCCAACAGCGUGAUUCCCGAGAAGGAGCGGCAGAAUAUCGCAGAGCGGCUGCUGAGGGUCAUGUGCGCCGACCUGGGCGCACUGAGCGUGGUGAGUGGGAAGGAGUUCUUGAAACUGGCCCAGACGCUGGUGGACAGCGGUGCCCGCUACGGGGCCUUCUCGGUCACGGAGAUCCUGGGCAACUUCAACACACUGGCGCUGAAGCACCUGCCCCGCAUGUACAACCAGGUGAAGGUGAAGGUGACGUGUGCCUUGGGCAGCAACGCCUGCCUGGGCAUCGGUGUCACCUGCCACUCGCAGAGCGUCGGCCCCGACUCCUGUUACAUCCUCACAGCCUACCAGGCCGAGGGCAACCACAUCAAGAGCUACGUGCUGGGCGUGAAGGGUGCGGACAUUCGCGACAGCGGCGACCUGGUGCACCACUGGGUGCAGAACGUGCUGUCGGAGUUCGUGAUGUCCGAGAUCAGGACAGUGUACGUGACCGACUGCCGGGUGAGCGCGUCCGCUUUCUCCAAGGCCGGCAUGUGCCUUCGCUGCUCAGCCUGUGCCUUGAACUCGGUGGUGCAGAGCGUGCUGAGCAAGCGGACGCUGCAGGCCCGCAGCAUGCACGAGGUCAUCGAGCUGCUCAACGUGUGCGAGGACCUGGCGGGCUCCACGGGCCUGGCCAAGGAGACCUUCGGGUCCCUCGAGGAGACCUCACCGCCGCCCUGCUGGAACUCGGUCACGGACUCGCUGCUGCUGGUACACGAGCGCUACGAGCAGAUCUGCGAGUUCUACAGCCGCGCCAAGAAGAUGAACCUCAUCCAGAGCCUCAACAAGCACCUGCUCAGCAACCUGGCGGCCAUCCUGACGCCGGUGAAGCAGGCGGUCAUCGAGCUGAGCAACGAGAGCCAGCCCACCCUGCAGCUCGUGCUGCCCACCUACGUCAGGCUGGAGAAGCUGUUCACGGCCAAGGCCAAUGACGCGGGCACCGUCAGCAAGCUGUGUCACCUCUUCCUGGAGGCCCUCAAGGAGAACUUCAAAGUGCACCCGGCGCACAAGGUGGCCAUGAUCCUGGACCCGCAGCAGAAGCUGCGGCCGGUCCCGCCCUACCAGCACGAGGAGAUCAUCGGCAAGGUGUGCGAGCUCAUCAACGAGGUGAAGGAGUCCUGGGCCGAGGAGGCCGACUUCGAGCCCUCCGCCAAGAAGCCCCGCUCCGCCGCGGGCGAGAACCCUGCAGCUCAGGAAGACGAUCGGCUUGGGAAAAAUGAAGUGUACGAUUACCUGCAGGAGCCCCUCUUCCAGGCCACCCCUGAUCUCUUCCAGUACUGGUCGUGCGUUACCCAAAAGCACACGAAACUCGCCAAGCUGGCCUUCUGGCUGCUCGCGGUCCCAGCCGUGGGGGCCAGGAGCGGGUGUGUAAAUAUGUGUGAGCAAGCGCUUCUAAUCAAAAGGAGGCGACUGCUCAGUCCGGAAGAUAUGAACAAACUCAUGUUUCUGAAAUCCAACAUGCUUUAAGACUUGACUUCGGAACAAAAAGAAAUAAGAAAGAAAAGAAAAGAAAAAGAGAAGAGAAACAUUAGGAAAACACACACACACACACACACACACACACACACAACACUGUCGCAAACAAAGAAAAGGAAUUUAAGUUCUAAACACUGUGGACCUCAUUAUAAAUGCCCCCUGGAAACUUAAGUGCUUUUUCAGUGUGUGUGUGCAUGUGUGUGCACACCCGCACACGUGUGGACGUGUCCCAGCACGUGCACCCUGGGUGUGGGGCGUGGGGGCCCCGUGCUCAUCUGCGCAGCCACGGCAGCUCUGUGCACGCAUGCACACACACACAGCCCUGGUGCAUGUGCACGUGCCUGCUCGCGGGCACGUGUGCAUUAAACUGGGUGUGUCAGGAAAGCUGAGUGGGAAAGAGGGAAGACGCUUCACCUCCUUUUCUCAGUGAGGGGGCUUUAAAGACUCCGUUUUCAGGUGUGCAGAUUGGUAGAAAGCUGAUGUCGUAAAACGUUCAGGCAGCUGAGAUCUGAAGUGACUUGACGCUCUCUGUCCUUGACCCCGUGGUCCCCACCCAUCCCUCCUGACCCUCCCCCCCACCCCCCUCCAUGCACUCCUGACCCUCAUGCACCCACCCCUCCCCGGCUGCUCUGCCAUGGAUUCUCCAGACUGCAUCAGAUGGACAGUUUCUGCACUGGACUUUGUUCUCGUUCACCUUCAGGGCAUUGAGCUGUUGCCUUCGAGAUACCCUUGGGUGUCACAGGGCAGCCGCCUUAGAAACACAUCUAUCUAUCUCCCCAAAUCAGGAAAGGAGACUUUAAGAAUAUAAAGCUGACUUUUUGCUUUUUAAUAUAAGAUAGAAAAAAAACAUUUUUUAAAGAAGUAUAGAUACUGUCUCCACUCCUUAAUAAUUGUUUUUCCUAACAUUUUAGCAGUUUUUACCUUUUUUUUUUUUUUUUUUCAAAUUUGAUUUUAGACUCUGCUAGGAGGCACUGAAUGUCUGUAACUUAUGUUUUGGAGGUUUUUUUUUUUUUUUUUCCCAGUUGCCCUUUUUGUUCCUCAAAUCACACUGUAAACUAGCUCAUCUCAGUGGUAUACUCAGUAUCCUAAGGUUUUUAUUAGCCCUCGCUGUACAGUCCCAUUUUCAUGUAUUUGAACAGCCAAGACCAUGAACGUACUUGGCUUGGCUGUUUGGGAACCAGGAGUGGGGUUGGAGUCACGGAUUUCACAGAGGUGGGGUUCGGUGGAAGCCAUAGGGAAGCAUGUGGCUUGGGAGUGUUCCUGAAUGUAAGCGGAAGGCCCGCCCUCCUGGUUCGCUGUGUCUGGUACUGCGAAUGUCUGAUUUAUAUACCCAGAGUGCAUUACACUACUCGCCCCAUCACUGACACUUCCGGCUCCACAGGGACUCCUGAGUCCACCCAUGUUCACGUCUGUCUUGCCUCAGACCCACGGCCCCUCCCCCCUCCCCAGGACCCCAGGGAUUCCGGUGGUUCCAUUGCCCGCAGCCUGGGGUUCCCCACGUGGGCCUCAGCCCUCCUUCCAGGACAGUAGUUGAGCACGGUGCCUUGUGGGCCUAACAGUUGAUGUCUUGAAGGUAGAAUGGCAUUAUCAGACCACACUCCCCUUGAGGCUGUGAAAGAUGGCUUUUCUCUCCAUGAGGAAUUAACGUUUUACACAGUCAGUCCAUAUGGCAAGAGGGUGGCCCCUUUGCCCUUACAAGAGGUGGUCUGUCACGGUCAGUACUCCACCCCCCACCCCACCUCUCCACGAGUAACGUGCCAGUGGCCGCCUGCCCCCCCGGUGCCCAUGCCUGUAGGAUACAGAUGGUUACGCCAAGGGCUUCGGGCGAAGAACGACCACCAUCACAGAGGACUCUUUGCAAAGGCACGUUUUACCAUUUUGAGGGUUGACUCCACUCCGUCCCUUCCUGUUAAUAAAGCAUUACUUAGCCGUGAGAUACCUCGAUUCCAAAAAGCACUGUACAACAUCCCCAUCCCCGGGUCCGUAGCAGAUGGGGAAGUCGAGUUGGUUCAGAGACUCAAGAAGGCUUAGGAUUAUAGGCCAGAACAGUGUCCCUGGGGGCCGAGCCCGCUCACGUCACCUCAUGAGAACUAACCCAGCUUUCCCCUCCCAAGUGUUGGACGUACUAAAACGCAUCAAAGUGGGCCAUUCGAAGCUUCGCUCCAGCAAGCCGUGGUCUCGGGAACCAAUGUGCCAUUUCCUCUCCUGGAGAAGCUCUGGGUAUUUCUCCCCCAUUUCCAAUUGGGUCACGUCACCAGAAGAGCCUCCAUCUGCACUGGACAGUCACUGGAUGGCGCUUUCUAGAGCGCGUGGGAGAAUCAGCAGACCUUAAGAUCAGAGCUUUGAGGACAUUUCAGAAGGCGGCUGCAGGGUUGCUGAAGAGUGACAGAUGUAUCCUGCAGCAGAAGGCCCCUCCGGUUUUGCUUUGCUGCUGGGGGAGGGUCCGCGACCUGGCCCUUUGAACCGCAUGAGGAGGAUCAGAGUUGCCCACUUGGUGUGGUUGGUGGGAGCAGAGCCUCGGAGCUCGUCCUCUCUCUACUGAAGGCAGAGUGGUUACGCCGUUGCCCCGUGUUUGGGCCAGUUAGUUAGAAAACAGACAUUUUACUCUCUUGCAAAGCCAUCAGAGACCAAGCCCAGAUAAUGCGUUUAGAGCACUCCACAUUCUCUUUGGAACACGGGGAUAUCUGCCCUCCAGAGUGAAAAUUCGAGGAAGUCUAGUUAACUAAACUUUAGGUAUGAAGUCCUAUGUGUCCUCCCCCCCCCCCCCCCCCCCGUUCUGUUCUUUUUUCCAACCCUCGGGCUUGGCUUGCUCUGCAGGUUUAAGGUGGAUGCCACUGGACACUCUCAACGCUGUCUCCAGGGGCUGCCUCCUCCAGGAUGGUGACCAGGUGGCAGGUGGUCCUUUCUCUCUUGCAGCCACUGGUUCCUCAGAAACUGGGGUCGCGAACAGGAAAGGCUGUAUCAAGGUGCCCCUUCAGUCGGCUUUCUCACGCAGGCCAUUCCCGUAGUGCACGUCUUGCUGCAGUGAACAGCUUAGUAAAAUCCAAAGAUCUCACAGGCUCAGCCACUGGCCCCUCGUUUCCAGCAAUAUCCACCUUACCCACAUUCUAGUUUAGCCAAAGGACUGAGGUAGACUCUUCCAGUUCAUCUCCCGGCACCUCCCCUGGCAUCGACCUUCAGAAAGAUUCUGUCUUCUGCACCCCCGUUCUGUAACCACUUUGGGACUUUCCACCACAGGCCCUUGGUUGCUGGCAGAGCAGGAAAUAGGGCCAUUUCUGUCAUGUUCUCGACCGCUCAAGGUGGUCGUGUGCUGACUCGGACACGGCCUGCCUCAAGCCAUGCGAUUCCCAGGACAGAAAUGGUCUGGCGCUGACAUCCGUGGAGCCCAGGGGGGAGUGGAGAGAACGCGCCUCCCCUCUGCAGGGUGUUUUCCCCUCCCGUGAGGCCACUGGGCUUCACCACCAAAGCCAGGGCCAAGGACUGCAGCCUCACGGGUGGUCGAUGGAGUAGCCUGGGCGUGGCUGCUCUUGUCCCAACGCCGUUCUCCCUCCCUGUGCCCGGGUCCACCAGCCAGGCCCCCCUCAGAUGGGGGCUGAAAGCCGGGAAGCGAACUGGAGGGGCCGCGCGAGCAGACCUCCUGCCUGCACUUCACCUUGGGGGUUCGUGGUGCAGAAAGCUGCGGGCCGUACCUGCCAGCGAGGUUCCUUUGCCACCGUCCCCACCUGAUGGCCUCUGGCUUGGCUGCUGGGGACCGGCCCUUGGCUGGAAGAAGGGUACAAAGGUUUCCUGGUGAGAGAACCGUCCGAGGAAGGACUUUCUUUUUACAUCUGGUCCAUUGGCUGGCAAGUGAUCUCUCCCUGAGUUUGCUCUUUAUCUCCUGCACUUUGAAGAAACACAAGGGAAAAACUCUGCAAGGCGUGUUUUCCACUGUGAAGCCUCAUCUCGCCUUCAGGAGGCCCCUGUGCUUAUGCGAGGGGCAACCUGGGGAGACGUCAGGGAUGCAGCACGCACUCUCGGGGGCCACGCGUUCACGAGAAAGGCUUGAAGGAAAGCUGGGUUGUGGACAGAGCUGGGCUCCUGUGAGCGACCGCCCAGGACGGGGGCAGUACCUGGGAGCCGUCGUCAGGAUGGCUGUGCUCUCAGAGACGGGAAGAGGAGGUAACACGGGGCAUCGGGAGCGGUCUCCCGCCCCGCUGAGCUGGGGUGAGUUCACAGCACGGCGUCUGUGUCCCCGGGGCGUACCUGACGGGGAGCUCCCGGAAAGGCUGCUGGUUUAGGUAGAAUAGAGAGGCUGAGUCAGACUCCGGCCGUCCCCUGGAGACCGUCGGUGGGGGCUCCCGCCUCAGCCCUGCCGGCCCCAGCCCAGGCCCCCGGAUCCAACUGGGCCGCGGGGAGGACUGGGAGGGGGCCUGCCCCUCUCUUCACUGUGGCUAACGUUUGCUAGGCCAGUUAUGGUGAACCAAUGAUACAGUGUCUUGUCCUCUUAUGUUUCCCUCCCGGUUUCCCCUCUUCAGGGUCUUCUGGAGGAUUUGGUGGUGGUGGUGGUGGUAUUGUUUUUCUUCCUCUCUCAUUCGGGUUUGAGGACGGUGGUCAGUAGAGGCCUGCCUUUCCCUGGAGGGGCCUGUGGGUUCUGUGUGAAGACGCACCUGCUCCCGCUUUGAUGAGGGGGAAGGUCCUUAGGUCGCCGUUGGCUUCUGUUCAUGCCCCCACGGCCGCCACCGGCCACCACCACGGGUGUCGCUUUAAAGAUCCAGCUCCUGUUCCAGAGAAGGAUUCGCUAGGUCUGCAGUUGGGCGUCAGCAUCAGGACCCACGAGGGUCCUACCCACCCGUGCGUCCCUACCGGGCACCUUGACUCUUCGAACCAAAGUUCCUUAAAGGGGCACAGCCCAGCCUUGUCCGCAACCUCAGGGGCCUGGGAUCCCUGUGGCGCUUCCUGAAGUCCAGGUCGGCAGAGACCGUGGGGUCUGCGGCCAGCCGGAAGGAGGCCCCCUCCCACAACCCAGGUGCCAGCCGGUCCCUGCCUGGGGCCCCCCCUCCCGCCCAGCCGGGGGGUGGGGGUGGGGGGCCGGGUUCCCAGGCGGCGAGCCAGCUCGCGGACUGGCGUGGGGCUGGGACUCGCCAGCCAGGAGAGAGAGGACCCGCCAGGCAGCACGUCCGGGGCCAUUCAGAUCCCAAGCAUCAGGAAAUCAUUUUGUACAACCACCCGAAGCAGAGAUAUUUUUUAAGAAGCGUAAAUUAUUUUCAGUUGUUUUCUGAUCCUGCCUUUUUCUUUUCCCUGCAACUUCGCAUCGGUGAUUCUUUCACAUCAGGUAAAUCUCGAGAAAGCCUUGGUGCCCCUCCCUCCCUGCACCCCGCUCAGUAACCACGUGCGUGCACCCCAUCCUUUCUCAGUAGUUAAGACGUUCUAGGCAAUACCAUAGGCACAUCUGACUGUGUCUCUCUCUUCGAGUGCAAGAAACUCAAGUCAUCUUAAAAAAAUACAAAAAAAAAAAUUUACAAAAAAACAAACACAAAAAAAAUAUCUUUUUUAGGCCAGAGUUUUCUACAGGUAUUAAUGAAUAUUUUUCUUAAUCCUUAUAAGUUUUAUGUGUUUAAUAUUUCUUAAUACCGGUAGCAUUAAUUUAUACUUUUGUAGCAACACAAUAUUUUUAUAAACAGCCAGUGCUUGGCUCCAGUCUCCACGAGGGGUUUAUGCAGGGCCAUCUUGGGACCCUGCGUACCAUGUACUGUAUUUAAAAAAAAGUUACCUAGUGUCACCCUUGCUGUGUUAAUUAACAAAAGACGUUGUUUGCGGUCUCCUGUGUCGUUGGUGUGGAUCCAACAGCUCUCCAAGGAGUCACGUUGCAUGGGGGUUGAGUUGACGGUUCUUGUGAUACGUAAACCCCCGAGACCAAACUUGAGGGUUUAUUUAGGGUUUUUUUGUUCGUCCUUUGGGAUUUUCGUUUCACUUUGUUUUGGUACCGUAUCUCCAUUUACAGCCAAAUCCGUUUCGUGAUGUUUAAAACUUUUUCUGAUGUGAAAUGGAGGAAAGGAACAGGAAAAAAAAAAAAAAGAUUUUUACAAAGUAAUAAAAUUUAAAACUGAGCUGUUUCAAUGUUGCUGUUUUUACCUGUCUGUUCUUGUCCAAAAGUGGGACAUUCCCAGGAAGAAGAGGAAGGUUCCGCUUGGUUCCUUAAAUCGCCAAAAGCCCCCGCCCAGAAUUCACACCCUACCCCCGAAUUCUUGCAACAUUAUUUCCCAGUUGGUUGAUGCCAAGGCAAAAAGACAUCCUUUUAAUGGUUAGAGAGGAUCAGUUACUUAAACGAUUUCAUGUCAGUGUUGUAUUUAUGGUUUUACAAUAAAACAACCUUUAGGAAGA
Messenger RNA from Acinonyx jubatus (cheetah), 16003 nucleotides. It is a transcript of the gene ZNF618, whose product is annotated as zinc finger protein 618. Lineage: Eukaryota; Metazoa; Chordata; Mammalia; Carnivora; Felidae. The record is from RefSeq and is a predicted model, not a curated record. The transcript has 17 exons. Bases 6833 to 9634 code for a protein of 933 amino acids.